Condylura cristata (star-nosed mole) is the source of this 1336-nucleotide messenger RNA. It is a transcript of the gene ARL4D, whose product is annotated as ADP-ribosylation factor-like 4D. Bases 167 to 769 code for a protein of 200 amino acids. Gene Ontology annotation, biological process: vesicle-mediated transport; intracellular protein transport. The record is from RefSeq and is a predicted model, not a curated record. Gene Ontology annotation, molecular function: GTPase activity; GTP binding. NCBI's taxonomy places the organism in Eukaryota, Metazoa, Chordata, Mammalia, Eulipotyphla, Talpidae. Gene Ontology annotation, cellular component: cytoplasm. The transcript is spliced from 2 exons.
GCGGGGGGCUGGUGCUCGGGCGGCUCGGGCGGCUCGGGCAGCUGGCGGUUGAGGCGCGGGGAGACGCGGCUGACGGAAGGUAACCCGGCUGUGGCCCCAGCGCCAGCAAAUUCAAGGCUUUCUCCCUGCAUUUCUUUGAGCUGCAAGACCUUAGUUGGAGCUUGCCAUGGGGAACCACUUGACCGAGAUGGCGCCCACCACCUCCUUCUUGCCCCACUUCCAGGCCCUGCAUGUUGUGGUCAUUGGGUUGGACUCGGCUGGAAAAACCUCCCUCCUCUACCGCCUCAAGUUCAAGGAGUUUGUCCAAAGUGUCCCCACCAAAGGCUUCAACACAGAGAAGAUCCGGGUUCCCCUGGGGGGGUCCCGUGGCAUCACUUUCCAAGUGUGGGAUGUUGGGGGGCAGGAGAAGCUGCGACCACUGUGGCGCUCCUACACGCGCCGGACAGAUGGGCUGGUGUUUGUGGUGGAUGCUGCCGAGGCCGAGCGUCUAGAGGAGGCCAAAGUGGAGCUGCACAGAAUCAGCAGGGCCUCGGACAAUCAGGGUGUGCCUGUGCUGGUGCUGGCCAACAAGCAGGAUCAGCCUGGGGCGCUGAGUGCAGCCGAGGUGGAGAAGAGGCUGGCAGUCCGGGAGCUGGCGGCUGCCACGCUCACCCACGUGCAGGGCUGCAGUGCUGUGGAUGGGCUGGGCCUGCAGCCAGGCCUCGAGCGUCUGUAUGAGAUGAUCCUUAAGCGGAAGAAGGCAGCCCGCGUGAGCAAGAGAAGACGGUGACCUGAGGCUGCCCCCUCCCUACCCGUAGGGGUCUGCAGACUUGGACAGCCAGGCAGAGCCUGUGACCCCUCACUCAGCCCUGGGUCAGGACCUGCCCACCAUGGUGAAGGACAUAGGAUCAUAUUGGGGGUCCUGUUUUGGAAUCACAUUGGGGAGGGAGGAAAAUGGGGUGUUUUCUUACAUCUCACCCUCAUCUUAACCUCUGGAGAAGUGGAGGCUGCAGGACUGUGGAGCUUAAAUGUAAACUGACUCUACCUCGACCCUGUUUCUUGUUAUCCUUCUCUGAUUUUUGAUUGGAUGUAUUUUGGGGCAAAGGAAAGUUGUUUGGUGAAUGCAUUUGGGAUGAACGAGAUCUGUGUUGGCCCUGCCCCCUCUCCACUGGGGAGUCUCCCCAUGCUAUUUUUCUAGGGAUGCCAGUCACAGCCGUCUUUAUUUUGUGCCUGUGAGAGUGCCAAGACCCCACUUCAUAUUUGUAGGUCCAGAACCCUUUUUAUAAGCUGUGUGUGUCCUCUGUAUGAUUAUUUUUAACUUUUUUAGCAUUUGCCUGUAAGUUAUUAAAGACUGAUG